AUGUCUCUCUCUCACACAGACACCUUCUUUCACCCUCUCCUUUUUGCACAUUCUCUCUCUCUCUCUUACAUAUACGCAUUCUCUGCCUCUCUCACACAUCCAUUCUCUUCUUCUGUCACUCCAGCCCUGAAAAAAAAACACAUUCAUCUCCCAAAAGAAAUCACAUUCUCUCCCCCUCUCUCACUCUCUCACACAUAUAUUCUUUAUCUCUCUCUGUCUCUUACCUACACAUUCUCUCCCUCUCUCUCUUACACAUUCUCUGUCUCUGUCUCUGUCUCUUACCUACACAUUCUCUCCCUCUUGCACACACACAUUCUCUCACUCAUGCAUUCUCUCUCUCUCUCUCUCACUCUCUCUCUCUCUCUCUUACCUCCACAUUCUCUCUCAGUCACUUACCUACCCAUUCUCUCUCUUUCUGUCUCUCAUACAUACACAUUUUCUUUCUUUCUUUCUUUCUUUCUUUCUCCCCAUGCAGAUGAUAUUUACCACUUGGUUUUAUAG
Acanthosepion pharaonis is the source of this 501-nucleotide messenger RNA. NCBI's taxonomy places the organism in Eukaryota, Metazoa, Mollusca, Cephalopoda, Sepiida, Sepiidae. The record is from the annotation of a GenBank genome assembly.